AUGUCCCAGUCACUGUCUCUCUUCUCUGCUCAGGUACAGUUCUUGAACGACCACCUCGCUCUCAUACACAUCCCCCUAGAUCUAUACCCAUUUUUCUUGCAACCAAUACUCCAACUCAUUUUCCACGAUGUACCUCCUAUCGAAGACAUACACCCGGAUGAACCGGAUGAACCUGGCUUGAGAGAUCUUCGGAAAUCCGAACCCACGCAUCCUGCGUUUCUCAACGUUUCCAUCACCCCAGUCGAAUGUUCAAUUGUUUGUUCGAGAGCGUUGGCAGAGUUGUAUUUUCGACCAUCGGCAGAAGAGUUCAACAAAAAUGGACCUUCUAAAGCGAACCAAAUUUCAAUCAGCAAAGAGGAUUUCAUCGCUAUGCAGGUUGAUGGGCAGGGGUUGGAUGCCGGCCAAAGAGUUCUGGAACUGACCAGUCCUCUUGCCAUGGCAGGAGUAUCCAUAUUCUUCAUGUCAACUUAUUUCUCCGACUACAUCCUCGUUCCCCGCCGGUCAAAGGGCCAUGUAACCCAGGCACUCGAGAACCGUGGCUUCACCUUCGAAGCGUCUUCCGAUGCCUUCGUCAACAGCAGCAAUAACCCGCAACGCCGCAGCUCCGCCCCAUCGCUAGAAGCACAACAAUCGCCGCCCUUAACCCCUCCCCCGCCAACGCUCUCAGAGCUACAGACCCGAACGUUCGCCGCUUUACGGAAACACAACAUACACGCCCGUGUCGACAAAUCCCUCCGCAUCGUCCAGUGCGCGGCCCAAUACUCGGCAUCUGCCCGCCGAUCCUCUUCCCCUUCAAUCCUCCGCCCAAGCCUCGUCACCACCCUAAUUCUCGAUAAACCCCGCUUCCUCUCCCUCACUCUAACUGCCACCGACCCGGCCGCGUCUAUACUGCUCGAAAAACGACUCCUGCCCCGCUUCUCGCUGGAUCCCAUCUGCUUAGUGCCCCCAAACCAGCUGUCCAGCGACUUCUCACUUGACGAGAGCAGCAAUAACCUCCUCCUCAUCUCGAAGGACGACGUCCUCGUCCCUAUCAUGCUGGACCUACGCGAUCUCCCGCUGGAAGCGACUGGGAUCGUCUGUGGCGUAGCUAGCCGGCUCGCGGCUGCGACACAAAGUCGAGAACCUAACAGAACCAGUGGCGAGAGUGACGAUGGCCAUGAUCAUGACGGUGGUGGAGAUGGUUAUGACAGCUCCGAUGACCACGGCGAUGGUGUUAGCGCCGUGGAGAUUCCGAGGAAUGCCUCCUCCCCUCUUGCCCGGUUCAACGACAAUAAUCAAAAUGAUGACAAAAGUACGUCAUCACUCUGGUCGCGGAAGCGGAGGCGGAUGACGACGUCGAUGAAUCAGAAGAAAAACGGUGGGCAAGCGCAGGGCGCCCACAAGCCGCUUCGUAGAGUCUCGUCAGAAACGGGCUCGUCGUAUAUGGAUGCUGUUGAUAUAAGCUUCCUCAGCACGGUGAGAGCUGGCACUGUCAUCGUUGGUGAGAGGGAGCUGGAAAGGGCAAUGGCUUCAUUGGAUGCGGCUGAGAUUGGCGCUUGA
Histoplasma capsulatum G186AR is the source of this 1539-nucleotide messenger RNA. RefSeq lists its product as uncharacterized. Gene Ontology annotation, cellular component: cytosol. The coding region runs from base 1 to 1539 and encodes 512 amino acids. The record is from RefSeq and is a predicted model, not a curated record. The transcript has 3 exons. Gene Ontology annotation, biological process: regulation of intracellular signal transduction; cellular response to L-arginine. Lineage: Eukaryota; Fungi; Ascomycota; Eurotiomycetes; Onygenales; Ajellomycetaceae.